This is a messenger RNA of Tilletiopsis washingtonensis, 1619 nucleotides long. RefSeq names its product adenosylhomocysteinase. Gene Ontology annotation, biological process: L-methionine cycle. The transcript is spliced from 3 exons. NCBI's taxonomy places the organism in Eukaryota, Fungi, Basidiomycota, Exobasidiomycetes, Entylomatales. Bases 160 to 1470 code for a protein of 436 amino acids. Gene Ontology annotation, cellular component: cytosol. Gene Ontology annotation, molecular function: adenosylhomocysteinase activity. The record is from RefSeq and is a predicted model, not a curated record.
GAUGCAGAAGCGGGCUGCCAGCACACACAGGCGAGGUGCCGGGGCGGUCUUCGGGUGCGGCGCUCGCUCGGCAGCGCGAGAAGCGCAUCUUCCAGCGCACGCCACGCCGCCGCGCCUCACCCUUCCCACCCACCACAUCCCACAACACCCCUGCCCAUCAUGUCCAACAACUACAAGGUCGCCGACAUCUCGCUUGCCGCCUUCGGCCGCAAGGAGAUCGAGAUCGCCGAGGCCGAGAUGCCCGGCCUCAUCGCCCUGCGCACCAAGUACGGCGCCGAGAAGCCGCUUGCGGGCGCGCGCAUCGCCGGCUGCCUGCACAUGACGAUCCAGACGGCCGUGCUCAUCGAGACGCUCGUCGCCCUCGGCGCCCAGGUCACCUGGUCCUCGUGCAACAUCUUCAGCACGCAGGACCACGCCGCCGCCGCCAUUGCCGCGACGGGCGUGCCCGUCUUUGCCUGGAAGGGCGAGACGGAGGAGGAGUACCAGUGGUGCAUCCAGCAGACGCUCAAGGCGUUCCCCGACGGCAAGGCGCUCAACAUGAUCCUCGACGACGGCGGCGACCUCACGUGGAUGAUCCACGAGAAGUACCCCGAGCUGCUCGCCGACAUCAAGGGCGUUUCCGAGGAGACGACGACCGGCGUGCACCACCUCUACACGGCCAUGAAGCGCGGCACGCUCAAGAUCCCCGCCAUCAACGUCAACGACUGCGUGACGAAGAGCAAGUUCGACAACUACUACGGCUGCCGCGAGUCGCUCGUCGACGGCAUCAAGCGCGCCACGGACGUGAUGCUCGGCGGCAAGGUCGCCAUCGUCGCCGGCUUCGGCGACGUCGGCAAGGGCUGCGCCGAGUCGCUGCGCGGCUACGGCGCGCGCGUCAUCGUCACCGAGAUCGACCCCAUCAACGCGCUGCAGGCCGCCAUGGCCGGCUACGAGGUCAACACGAUGGACGACUGCGCCUCGAUUGCCAACAUCUUCGUCACCACGACGGGCUGCCGCGACAUCAUCACCGCCAAGCACUUCGAGGCCAUGCAGGAGGACGCCAUCGUGUGCAACAUCGGCCACUUCGACAUUGAGAUCGAUGUCGCCUGGCUCAAGGCCAACGCCAAGGAGUGCAUCAACAUCAAGCCGCAGGUCGACCGCUACACGCUCGCCAACGGCCGCCACAUCAUCCUCCUCGCCGACGGCCGCCUCGUGAACCUCGGCUGCGGCACGGGCCACCCGUCGUUCAUCAUGAGCUUCUCGUUCGUCGCGCAGACGCUCGCGCAGAUCGAGCUCUGGGCCAACAACACCGACAACAAGGUGUACGAGCAGGGCAAGGUGUACUUCCUCUCCAAGGAGCGCGACGAGGAGAACGCGACGGCGCACCUGCAGAAGCUCAACGUCAAGCUCACCAAGAUGACGCAGGUGCAGGCCGACUACCUCGACCUCCCGCUCGCGGGCCCCUUCAAGGCCGGCCACUACCGCUACUAAGCGCGUCGCCGCCGCCCCCGCCUGCAACGCCGUGUGUCCGCGCGCGAGCGGCCCCGUCUUUUCAACACCAGACGGAUGUCCCGUGCGCCUGACCUAGUUGCGCCAUAUUCCCCGUCGUGGCCACGUCUCUCUCUCAUCGUUCCUUUAUC